Pimephales promelas (fathead minnow) is the source of this 9879-nucleotide messenger RNA. It is a transcript of the gene notch3, whose product is annotated as notch receptor 3. Gene Ontology annotation, biological process: cell differentiation; establishment or maintenance of epithelial cell apical/basal polarity; regulation of DNA-templated transcription. The record is from RefSeq and is a predicted model, not a curated record. Lineage: Eukaryota; Metazoa; Chordata; Actinopteri; Cypriniformes; Leuciscidae. Gene Ontology annotation, molecular function: protein binding; signaling receptor activity; calcium ion binding. Gene Ontology annotation, cellular component: plasma membrane; protein-containing complex.
UUUUCAAAAGUUCCUGGAGGUGUGUAUCGAGACGCACGGCAGCCGAGUCCGAGCUGCAGAGGGAAAUACGGAAUUGGACUAUAUCGAAAACGCUCAAUUUCUAUGAAAUUCACUCCAGUUAACUUUAUGACGCUGCUUCAUCUUAAUGUGAUUCCUUGGAACUUCAAUCACCGUGUCAUUUUUUAAAGGAUGUAUUAUUGCUAACAUUUCAAAAAAGGAGUAGGAUCGAGUUUCCACAGAAAUGGGGAAUAACAGUCUUUGGAUAUUUCUGUCAAUUUUAUAUCUUGUCCAAAUUAGCGAAGGAUCGCGCUGCGUGGAGACAUACAGGCCGUGCGAAAAUGGAGGAAUGUGUGUCGAUUCAAGAUGCUUAUGCCGGCCUGGUUAUAUUGGUUUACUCUGUCAGCAUCUGGACCCAUGUCAUCGCUCGCCUUGUCUAAACGGAGCAGCUUGCAAGAGCCAGGUUGCUAAUGGAAUCCCACAGUACACCUGUGUGUGCCAGCGAGGUUUCAGAGAUCAGGAUUGUUCCCUGAUUGAUGCAUGUGCCACAAAUCCCUGUGCCAAUGGUGCCCGUUGUACUAAUUGGAACAAUCACUACAACUGCUCGUGCCCACCGGGGUAUCAGGGAAAAAACUGCCGCAAUGACGUCGAUGAAUGCCGCAAACCCGGAAAAUGCCUAAAUGGUGGAAUCUGCGUGAACGCCCAUGGCUCAUUCCGUUGCGACUGCCUUGCUGGGUACAGUGGGCGCACAUGCGAGGUCCCCACCCAGCCCUGCGCCCCCUCACAGUGUCUCAACGGGGGCACCUGCCAUCAGACCGGUGACCACACCUACGAAUGUGCUUGCUUGCCAGGCUUCAGGGGACACAACUGCGAGGAGAACGUGGAUGACUGCCCUGGACACAAGUGCAUGAAUGGUGGGAUCUGUGUAGAUGGUGUCAACACAUAUAAUUGUCAGUGCCUACCUGAGUGGACAGGCCAGUAUUGUGCUGAGGAUGUCAACGAGUGUCUCAUGCAGCCCAAUGCUUGUCACAAUGGCGGUACAUGCUUCAACACCAUUGGAGGGCACACAUGUGUAUGUGUCAACGGCUGGACGGGGGAAGACUGCAGCGAGAACAUCGAUGACUGUGCCACAGCUGUGUGUUUCAACGGCGCCACAUGUCAUGACCGCGUGGCCUCCUUCUUCUGCGAGUGCCCGGUGGGCAAAACUGGUCUGCUCUGUCAUCUGGAUGAUGCUUGUGUCAGUAACCCCUGUAACGAGGGGGCCGUGUGUGACACUAACCCUCUGAACGGCCGUGCCAUCUGCACCUGCCCAGCUGGCUUUGUCGGCGGAGCCUGCAACCAAGACAUGGAUGAAUGUUCUAUCGGUGCCAACCCCUGCGAGCAUUUUGGGAAGUGUGUAAACACAGAGGGUUCGUUCCAGUGCCAGUGUGGACGGGGCUACACCGGCCCUCGCUGUGAGAUUGAUAUCAAUGAGUGUCUGUCCAUGCCCUGCCAGAACGACGCCACCUGCCUGGACCGCAUCGGCGAGUUCACAUGCAUCUGUAUGCCUGGCUAUCAGGGGAAGUACUGCGAGGUGGACGUUGACGAAUGCGAGAGCAACCCCUGUGUAAACGACGGCAUCUGCCGAGACAUGGUCAAUGGCUUCACCUGCACCUGUCAGCCAGGGUUUACUGGCACCAUGUGUCAGAUCGACAUUGAUGAGUGCGCCAGCACUCCCUGCCAAAAUGGAGCCAAGUGCAUUGACCGACCCAAUGGGUAUGAGUGCCGCUGUGCUGAAGGAUUUGAGGGAAGGCUCUGCGAGAGCAACAUCGAUAACUGCAAGCCCGACCCGUGCCACCAUGGCACUUGCAUAGAUGGCAUUGCCAGUUACACUUGUAAUUGUGAUCCUGGCUACACUGGCUACCGCUGCGAGAACCAGCUCAACGAGUGCCACAGCAACCCCUGCCAGAAUGGCGGCAAAUGUGUGGACCGAGUCAACAAGUAUAUCUGCCAGUGUCAACAUGGCACCUCAGGUACCAACUGUGAAAUCAACUUUGACGACUGUGCUAGCAACCCAUGUGACUACGGGAUUUGCAAAGAUGGCAUAAACCGCUAUGAAUGUGUCUGCAAACCUGGCUUUACCGGACCUCAAUGUAAAGACGAGAUUGAUGAGUGCCAGUCGAACCCUUGUCGCAACGGAGGGACCUGCGUAGAUGAUGAGAACGGCUUCCACUGCCAGUGCCCCGAAGGUUUCCACGACCCAUUCUGCUACUCACAAGUGGAUGAGUGUGCCAGCAGCCCAUGUUUGCACGGGACCUGCAGGGAUGACCCCAAUGGCUAUCGGUGCGACUGUGAGCCUGGAUGGGUGGGUAAGAACUGUGACCUAGACCGAAACGAUUGUUUACCCAGCCCCUGCCAGAAUGCAGGCACCUGUUUCGACCAGCUCAAUGGUUUCACCUGCAAGUGUCGGCAGGGUUUUAGAGGUAACUUAUGUCAGGUGAACAUCAACGAGUGCGCCUCCAGCCCGUGUCUAAAUCAAGGCACCUGUGUGGAUGGAGUGGCCAGCUUCACCUGUCUCUGUGAGCCACCUUACAGUGGUCCCACCUGUGCAGAACUGCUCACACCUUGCUCUCCCAACCCUUGUGCCAACCACGCUGCCUGCGUGAACACACCCGACUACCUGGGCUACCAGUGUAACUGCCAACCUGGGUGGCAGGGUCAGUUGUGUAACAACGACAUAAAUGAAUGCACCUCUAACCCAUGUAAGAACCGCGGGACCUGUACAAAUACUUUGGGUGGCUACGUGUGCUCCUGCCGCGCUGGCUACACUGGCCCCAACUGUGAAACUGAUAUCAAUGACUGUUCACCAAACCCCUGUCUGAAUGGAGGAUCCUGUACGGAUGGAGUGAACUCGUACCGUUGCAGCUGUCUGCCAGGCUUCACCGGGGCACGCUGUGCUGCCGAGGUGAACGAGUGUCAGAGCGGUCCCUGCAAGAACGGAGGCACUUGCACCGACUACGUCAACAGCUACACGUGUACCUGCAAACCAGGUUUCACGGGCCUUUUCUGCGAGAUCAACAUAGCAGACUGCACUGAAAGCUCCUGUUUUAAUGGAGGAACCUGCACUGACGGGAUCAACGGCUUCAAGUGCACUUGCCGCUCGGGAUUCACUGGAGAUUACUGCCAGUACGAGGUGAACGAGUGUAACUCUCAACCGUGCCUUAAUGGAGGAGUUUGUCAAGAUGCCCUGGAGUCGUAUCGCUGCUCAUGUCCGAAAGGUUACACUGGCCCCCGUUGCCAGUAUCCAGUUGAUUGGUGCAGACCUUCUAACCCAUGCAAGAAUGGUGGUCGCUGCAGACAGAAAGAUGCCUCGUUCACAUGUGACUGUGUGAAUGGCUGGUCAGGUCGUUAUUGUGACAUCCCAGGAAUGUCCUGUGAGGCUGCAGCCAGACAGAGAGAUCUCCAGACAGAUGAGCUUUGCCACUAUGGUGGACACUGUGUCAAUACUGGCAACACACACUACUGCAAAUGUCCCGCAGACUACACAGGCAGUUACUGUGAGUCCCAGUUUGACCACUGUGAGGACAAACCUUGCCUCAAUGGCGCCACCUGCAGGAGCUACAUGGGAGGAUUCACCUGUGAUUGUAUGCCUGGUUAUGAGGGGAGCAACUGCGAGAGAGAGGUCAAUGAGUGUCAGUCUCACCCAUGUCAAAAUGGAGGAACCUGCAUUGACCUGGUGGGACAUUACAUCUGCUCCUGUCCUCCUGGAACUCUGGGUGUCCUCUGUGAGAUAAAUGAGGAUGACUGCGCAAUUCCCUCAUGGCCCCGAGGGAUACCCAAGUGUCAAAAUAACGGCACAUGUGUGGACAGGGUUGGAGGGUACAGAUGUAACUGCCCUCCAGGCUUCACUGGAGAACGCUGUGAGGGAGACAUCAACGAGUGCCUUUCCAAUCCCUGCAACCCCUCCAACAGCUUGGACUGCAUACAGUUGCCCAAUGAUUACCAGUGUGUGUGCAAGCCAGGCUUCACAGGACGAGGGUGUCAGAAUAGAUUCAGUGUGUGCGAGUCUCAGCCCUGUAUGAACGGAGGAGUGUGCUCUUUGACCGGCAGCUCACCGUUGGGAUACACUUGCACCUGUCAGCUUGGGUAUGCAGGCGCUAACUGUGAGAGGAGCAUGAACUGCAAAGAGCUGCCUUGCUACAACGGUGGCAGCUGUACCCUUACCUCACGAGGUGCACGUUGCACCUGUAUUCAGGGAUUUGGCGGGCCACAGUGUCAACACCGCAGCAGUGAGGGCUGCUCCUCCAAGCCCUGUCGAAACGGAGGCUUGUGUAUAGAGGAAAUCGGCUUCCCAUUUUUCCGCUGCCAGUGCAUCAAUGGCUGGUCAGGCAAACGAUGCGAACAGGAAGCCAGGCUUCUGGCACCUCUUACUCCUCAGUGCCCUAUUGCCGACUGUCACGGCAAGGCCAAUGACGGUGUGUGUGACAAAGAAUGCAACUCGUUCGCCUGCCGCUGGGACGGAGGGGACUGCUCUCUUGCUGCGAACCCUUGGGCACGCUGCACAGACCCUCGCUGCUGGCGGCUCUUCAACAACAGCCAGUGUGACGAGUUCUGCAACAACGCAGAUUGCCUGUACGAUAACUUUGACUGCAAGAACAAAGAGAAAGUCUGCAACCCCAUCUAUGAGAUGUACUGUACCGACCAUUACGCGGAUGGGCUCUGUGAUCAAGGCUGCAAUACUGAAGAGUGUGGCUGGGAUGGACUGGAUUGUGCAGGGAAGAUUCCUGAAGAUCUUGCGGAAGAUGUGCUGGUUGUUGUAGUCCUACUGCCUCCAGAUGAGCUGCUGAAGACACAAACUGCUUUCCUGCAGAAACUAAGUGCAAUCCUACACACCACAUUGCGUUUCCGCAUCGAUCAGAACGGAGAGUACAUGAUCCGACCCUACACGGGCCGUGAGACGCGCAUUAAACGAGAACUUCAUCCUCAGCAGGAGGUCAUUGGGUCCGUUGUACACUUGGAGAUAGACAACCGGCUAUGCUCCCAGAGCUCGGAUGACUGCUUCCGCAAUGCUAACAGCGCCGCUGAAUAUCUGGGCGCUCUGCAGGCUCGUGAGAUGUUGCAUUUCCCAUACCCCCUCAAAGAAGUACGCAUUGUACCAAGGGAAGAUCAUGAUAAGAUUCCUGACUGGGGUAAGCUACUGCUAGUAGGGGUGGCUUCUCUGUUCUUGUUGGUAAUCUUGAUGGCGGGCAUGUUGAUUGCCCGCCGCAAACGUGAGCACAGCACACUCUGGUUCCCCGAGGGCUUCUUCCUCAAGAAGGAAACGAGCAGUAACAAGAACCGCAGAGAGCCUGUGGGCCAAGACUCCCUGGGCAUGAAACACAUGCCAAAAACAGUGGAAGAGUCUCUAUUGGCUGAUCACAGUGACCAGUGGAUAGACACAGACUGCCCUGAGGCUAAAAGACUCAAGGUGGAAGAGCCCAGCAUUCUGUCAGAUGGUGAGGAUGCAGUUGACAGCAGACAGUGGACACAGCAUCACUUGGCAGCGGCAGAUAUCCGUAUGCCACCAUCCAUGGCUCUCACACCUCCGCAGGGAGAGUUUGACAGCGACUGCAUGGACGUCAAUGUCCGAGGCCCUGAUGGCUUCACACCCCUGAUGCUGGCAUCCUUCUGUGGAGGUGGGCUGGAGCCCGAAGUGACUGAAGAUGAUGACUCAGAAGAAUCCUCAGCCAACAUCAUAUCCGAUCUCAUUUACCAAGGAGCGUCGCUCGCAGCUCAGACCGACCGCACUGGAGAGACUGCUCUGCACUUGGCUGCACGCUACGCCAGAGCUGACGCGGCUAAAAGACUCUUGGAUGCUGGGGCUGAUGCAAACGCACAGGAUAACACAGGCCGCUCGCCUCUGCACGCAGCCGUAGCAGCUGAUGCUCAGGGGGUUUUCCAGAUUCUGAUCCGGAACCGCGCCACAGACCUAGACUCGCGCAUGUAUGAUGGGUCCACUGCUCUGAUCCUUGCUGCCCGGUUGGCAGUAGAGGGCAUGGUGGAAGAGUUGAUCACCUGCCAUGCUGAUGUCAAUGCUGUUGAUGAAAUAGGAAAGUCAGCUUUGCAUUGGGCAGCUGCUGUCAAUAAUGUUGAAGCUACAGUUGCCUUGUUGAAGAACGGUGCCAAUAAAGACAUGCAGGACCUCAAGGAGGAGACCCCACUAUUCUUGGCUGCCAGGGAAGGAAGCUGCGAGGCAGUGAAGAUGUUGUUGGCUCACUUUGCCAACAGGGAGAUAACAGAUCAUGGACAGGCUCCCUCGGAUAUUGCCCAGGAGCGCAUGCACCACGACAUCGUACAGCUGCUGGAUGAAUAUAACACUGUGAGAAGUCCGCAGGGCCACGCAGGGGCAGGUCACCACAUGUCUGGUAGCCAUACGCUCUCACCACUCAUGUGCCCUCCCAGCAACUUCCUCCAAGGGCUGAAAAGCACCCCUCAGGGUAAGAAGAACCGUCGCCCAGGGGCUAAAGGGAUGGUUGGGCAGCAUGCUGCCGCUCUGAAAGAUUCAGCCAAAAGCCGCAACAAGCGACUGACGCUAGACAUGCAGAGUGCCUUGCUGGAGAGCUCGGUCACGCUCUCCCCGGUUGACUCGCUGGAUUCGCCGCGCGGAGGCGCCAACAACGCCGGCUACAUCACCAAUCCGACCUCACCGGCCGCCAUGCCCACUCCCGGCCUUUUCCACUCCUCCAUGUCUGUUCCUUCCACUCCCAUGGUGCACAGCAGCCUCCUGGAUGGCUCCAGCCCUUUUGCAGUGUCCCUGGCGCAGCUGAGCGACCUGGGCGACGGAGGGCUCUCGAUGCAGGGCCGUGUGGCCAUGCAAGGAGGCAGCAUCAACCAAGGCCCCCACAACUACGUGCUGAACGCCGGCCAGAUGAGCCUCAACAUGGGCAUGGUGAGUCCAGUGAGCGUCCCGUUCGACUGGCACAGCCGCAUGCCCCCGUCUUCUCAGUGCAGUCAGCCCAUGGUCAACAUGGUGCAUCCAGCAAGUAGCCAAGCAAGCAUGCACCCUCAGACCCCAACCCUGCAGCAAACCAGCAUGCUCUUGCACCAGCAGCAGGUUUUCCGCAACGCCCAGCAGCCCAUCCUGCAGCCAACACCCGUCGCCAACACGCCCUCGAUUAGCCCGGUCAAACUGACGCCCAUUGCAGAGCAGCAACCGCAGCAACUCCACAGCCACGCCCUUGCCAACCCCAACCUCACCCGCAUGGGCUCCUCCACUCCCCCGACACCACAGCAGGCACAGCCUCCUCCAGCUUUCUACCAGUCACAGCAGCCUCCGCAGGCCACGGCAUCCCCUCAGGCCCCGCAAGCGACUCAGGCACCCCCAGCGCAGGGGAGCGGCAGCACCGCCGGCCCGGAGGAUUACCCCACUCCGCCCUCCCAGCACAGCUACACCUCUGCCAUGGAUGCGACGCCCAAGCAUUACUUGCACGUGCCCAGUGAACAUCCUUACCUGACCCCUUCUCCAGAGUCUCCAGAGGCCUGGUCUAGCCCUUCGCCUCACUGUGUGUCUGAUUGGUCUGACUCCACCCCGAGCCCGGCCGUCACGGCUUCUGCUCAAACCCAGAUUUCCCAUGUCCAGGAGUCCAAUGGGAAGAUGCAGGUGUUUGCUUGAACAGCUCAACCUACCUUAAAUGUUUGCGACUUUGAGAGAGUAGAGUUGACGAGUUGAUUUUUUUACUUACCUGUCAGCCCAUUUCCAAGAUUUUAAUUGGAUUAGGAUUGACUGCUUUGCGUCAAGAAGACCGUCUGCUGGUGUCUGCAGAAAGAAAGUUAAAGGGAAAUGUGUUGUCUUAAAAAGAAGACAAUUUAAUGAAGUAAGACGUUCUGUCACAGAUGGACUUGUUUUUAAUUAUAAGAAAAAAAGUAUAUGAAGAAUACCACGUCUUUCAUUUCAAAGACUUGGGGACGCUCCUGAAACUAACAAACUUUAUAAAAAAAAAAUAGAUUGAGAGAAAAGUGAAAUGUUGAAGGAAAUUCCUUUCUUUUUAUUUAUUGUCUUAUGUUUUCCAAACUGCCUUGUGGGUGUUUUGGCCCUCGUUCUGUCUCUGUUGUUUUUAGUGACCCCCCCCCCCAUAACAAAUGCCUUACUACUUCCAAUGUUUUACAUGGGACUCGUGAGGAGGUCUCAGGUUCCACGUUGCUACUGUUACAAUUGCUUCGCUCGCCUGGUUUUAUCAACAGCAAUUGACACAUUCCGCAUUUAUAAACCGGGCUUUUGAGCGACACACACACACAUACGAUGAGAUUAGACGUUUUACCAAUUUUAGUGAUAUUUAUUUAGUCAGAAACAGAUUGGCACAUGAAAACAGAGGUAUAUAGAGACCAACACAAGUGAAAUAUUCUGAUUUAAAAUGAUUUUAUACAUGUUGUAAAAUUAUUUGUAUGAAUGUAGAGGGGCAUCUGUGAAGCACUUCAAGGGGAAAAUUUUGAGAGAGAGAGAGAGAUGGGAAGAAAACCCUGACAUCCUAGUUCAGCAUUUAAAGCGACAGUGCAUAAAAGCGCCUCCCGAAAACAGGCCAGUGUUUCGAAUGUUUUCAGUGUUGUGUUGUAUCAGUGGAAAUGAUUUUACUGAACAGUUUCUUCAGCGACCUCACCGGCUUACAAAGGCCUGAGCUCUACCAGCUCCCUCUCAGAAUCCCUGCCAGUCACUGCCUUAUAGUCUUGCCUUGUGUAAAUUUGAUUUUAUUUUGCGUUAUAACCACAUUUUUGGAACCACAGUUCAUUGUGGAACAUUGAUGUAUAAGCUGUGUUAUUAGGCUGCUGCUCUGCGUCACUUCUUCGGUGACACGCGACUUCCUUUCCGCGAACAUUCCUGAUCGCCGCUGAACUGAUCUCAUCGCGUUCCUGGUCCCUCACGAGCACUUCAUUUCAGUACUGAACAGCUGCGGCUGACAUUUGACCACUUGAAAGUCUUCCUCUGGGGCCUUACGAAGCCAAGGCAGUGUGGUUGAUUUAUUUUGAUGUAAUUUGAUCCGUCAGGUCCAGCAUUUCCAUGUGGUCUAAUCAUAUUCGCGCUCCUUUUGGUUUGGGUUGUGAGCAUAUGUGUUGUGUGUUGGGUACAGGGCUAACGGGGUUGCUAAUGGUCUGCUAGUGCUCUGUCACUCCUCAGGGAGGUGUUAUAUAGCAUGCAGUGUUGUCUGCAUCUUUAGCAGUUCCCACCCCAUGAGCCUAGACGAUUACAUCUGUCGUGUCUGGUCAGAAGGCGUGAGACGGGAAACGCUACUAUGUAGUGAUGCCCUUGGCUUUCUGCAACAUGUUCGUAUGUUCAUCCCCAAUAACAUUCCCUGCUGCAGGAUUUGGCGACACUCGCGCGUGUUUUCCAAUUUGUCUUGCAAUUACCAACAGAAACGUGCCCAUCUCGCUAGUUUGACAAAUAUCUGGCACAAAUACUGUGUACAGCUAUGAAACUGUUCAUGUACCACAUUUCAAGACUUGAGGUGGUUUUGGAGCACAUUCUGGACCUCUUUGUUCUUCUACAUAAGUACUACUAAGCUUAGCUUAUCAAGCAUAAGUCUUCCUUUUGUUCAUAACCUUUCACUUCUCGUGAUAUUUUUGAAAUUCCAGUACCUGUAAAUACGUUUCACCUUUUUUUUUUAGGUCUACUUGUUUAUGAGAAGUCUUAUGUUUCUAAAAUGAUUAUGUACUAAAAAAGAACAAAAAGUAAAUGUACUUUUUUAUUAGCAUUAUUAAGGUGAGGACUAUAUUGGUAUAACUAGAACAGCCAUAGAUAUUUUCUGUCGUCAUUAUUAAUUUCCUAUACUUGUUUAAAAGUAGUUUAAAAUCAUUGUAUAUAAACAGCUUUUCACAGUUUCUUUCUACAAAGUUGUAAAAUAUGUUACUUCUAAUAAAGCAGUAGAAACUACA